AACAUAGUCUCUCCUUCCAUUAUACAUACAUAACCAAUAGAGAAAUGGCUUCUUGCUCCACCAUGGCUUUUGUGACACUAACCUUUGUGCUCCUUUUCCUAGGGAGCUCCUCAGCCCAGCUGUCUACUAACUAUUACUCCAAGACCUGCCCAAAUCUCUUCUCUGCAGUUAAGCCGGUCAUCGAAUCCGCUAUCUCGAGCGAGAAGCGGAUGGGUGCCUCGAUCCUUCGCCUCUUCUUCCAUGACUGCUUCGUCAAUGGGUGUGAUGGGUCAUUGCUCCUAGAUGACACAUCAAGCUUCACUGGUGAGAAGACCGCAAACGCGAACAGAAACUCUGUGAGAGGGUUCGAUGUCAUCGACAAGAUAAAGACUGCAGUAGAGGAGGCAUGCCCAGGGGUUGUGUCGUGUGCCGACAUCUUGGCGGUCGCUGCAAGGGACUCUGUGGUCAUUCUUGGUGGGCCAAAUUGGGACGUGAAGCUGGGGAGAAGGGAUGCAAGGACAGCAAGCUUGUCUGCAGCCAACAAUAACAUUCCCCCUCCAACCUCAAGCCUCAGCAAUCUCAUCUCUAAGUUCUCGGCUCAGGGUCUCUCCACCGACGAGAUGGUUGCACUCGCUGGUGCACAUACAAUUGGCCAAGCAAGAUGCACAUCCUUUAGGGCUCACAUAUACAACGACACCGAUAUCAAUAGUUCAUUUGCUAAAACAAGGCAGGCGAAUUGCCCCAGCACCUCCGGCAACGGGGACAACAACUUGGCACCUCUAGACCUCCAAACUCCGACCGUCUUCGACAACAAUUACUACAAGAACCUUGUCAGCCAGGAAGGCUUGCUCCACUCUGACCAAGAACUAUACAACAAAGGCUCAACAGACUCUCUGGUCAGCACCUACAGCACCAAUCCGAGCAAGUUCAGCUCUGACUUUGUCGCAGCCAUAAUCAAGAUGGGAGACAUCAGCCCUCUCACAGGGUCCCAAGGAGAGAUCAGGAAGAACUGCAGGAAGAUUAAUUAAGGGGAAAGCAUGGACUUUUCUAUGUAACAGUAAUAAACGUCAUGGUUUUUGACCAGGUUAUGAUCUGAGGACAUGGUACUGGUGAAGUGUGUCUGUGUUAUUGCGAGAGUUUCCUUCCCUGUUUUAGUUUUAGAAGCAUUGGCUUGCUUGUUGGAUUCGUCUGUCAUGGUCUAUGAUGUAAGGAUCAUUAAUUAAAGUAAGUAUCUUAUUUUGGCUAUUU
This is a messenger RNA of Elaeis guineensis (African oil palm), 1227 nucleotides long. RefSeq names its product peroxidase 4. Gene Ontology annotation, molecular function: heme binding; peroxidase activity. Lineage: Eukaryota; Viridiplantae; Streptophyta; Magnoliopsida; Arecales; Arecaceae. The record is from RefSeq and is a predicted model, not a curated record. Gene Ontology annotation, biological process: response to oxidative stress; hydrogen peroxide catabolic process.